Molecule: messenger RNA, 3855 nt
Organism: Oryzias melastigma (Indian medaka)
Lineage: Eukaryota; Metazoa; Chordata; Actinopteri; Beloniformes; Adrianichthyidae
Gene: lrrc8da
Product: leucine rich repeat containing 8 VRAC subunit Da
Exons: 3
Coding region: 506-3064 (852 amino acids)
Molecular function (GO): protein binding
Source: RefSeq, a predicted model, not a curated record
UUUCCAAGCCGACCAUGAACGCAGCAGCAUAUAAACGAGCAGCGGGCGUCUACAGGAAGUGCCUCCGUCCUCAUCCAAUGAGCGGCGCCGUGCUGGACUCCCACAGCAGCAGGCUGCGCGGCUCCAUGUUGGUUCUGUCUGCUCUCACAAGCACUCUCCUCAGGAUGGAAGUCUACCUGCCGUCACAGUCCCGCGCGCGGACUCAGGUAUGAGGGGAGCCGCCCGGAAAGCCGCGCGACCACGAGCGUUCCCCCCACAGAGACGCGCGUUCCCGAGCUUGGCUUCCCCAGGUUCAAAGGCGCCGACAAAUUAGGUUGAAGACGCACCUGAUGAGAAAGUGGCAUGCGGGGGGAGGAAACAGCAGCUGCACCGAGAUAACCCCACUCUGGCAGUCACCUGACCCAUUAACUGAAAAAAACCUCAGUGGUUGAGCAAAAACUAACUCAUGAAAUCCCUGUAGUUCCUCUUUAAAGUCUAACCCGAAACCUCCGUGCUUUUGUCAGCAAUGUUCACCCUCACUGAAGUUGCAUCCCUGAACGACAUCAAGCCCACGUAUCGCAUCCUAAAACCAUGGUGGGACGUCUUCAUGGACUACCUGGGGUUGGUCAUGCUCAUGCUGGCUAUAUUUGGUACGACCAUGCAGAUCUCCAAGGAUCAAGUGUCCUGUCUUCCAUGUUUGGGACAGCCAGAGGACAUCUCAGGAGCUAAAGCAAACUCCUUCCCCCAGAGGUGCACUGGGAAGGCUGUGUCACCGACACCCACUGGUGAACCCAUCGCAACCACUGGCCCACGGGUCUCCAAGGAUCUCACCAACGAGGCUGUUAAUGAGAUUCACUCGGUUCUACAAACUUCUGCUGAGGCAGAAAAAUAUUCAAAUCAACCUCCACCAACAGGUAUCAAGACCAACCUGGACUUUCAACAGUAUGUCUUUAUCAACCAAAUGUGCUACCAUGUUGCCUUGCCUUGGUACUCCAAAUACUUCCCAUACCUCACACUCAUCCACACCCUCAUUCUCAUGGUCAGUAGCAAUUUCUGGUUCAAAUACCCCAAAACCAGUUCAAAGAUUGAGCAUUUUGUUUCCAUUCUGGGUCGCUGUUUUGAGUCGCCGUGGACGACCAAGGCGUUGUCUGAAACGGCUUGCGAGGACUCGGAGGAGCACAAGCAGAGGCUGACCGGAGCCUCCUCGACUCCACACCAAAUGUCUUUGGAGGAAAACAAUGAAAGCACCAGUCCCAGCCAGUCCACGCCCAUGCUCGGGGUCAAAAUUUCUGCAGACAAGCCUGUUGCAGAAGUGCCAAGCAGCAUGACCAUCCUGGACAAGAAGGAUGGGGAGCAGGCCAAAGCCCUCUUUGAGAAGGUGAGAAAAUUCAGAGUCCAUGUGGAGGACAGCGACUUCAUCUACAAGCUCUAUGUUGCUCAGACUGCUGUCAAAACUGUCAAGUUCAUCUUGAUUUUGUCGUACACUUCCACCUUUUUGGCCGAAAUCAAAUUUCACCACGUUUGUGAACCUGACAUCAAACAACUAACAGGGUACAAGACUUUCUUCUGUACGCACAACAUGGCCUACAUGCUGAGGAAGCUGCUCAUCACCUACGUGGCUCUGAUUCUGAUCUAUGGAAUGACCUGCCUCUACUCUCUGUACUGGGUGUUUCGACGGCCUCUAAAGGAAUACUCUUUUGAGAAGGUCAGGGAGGAGAGCAGCUUUAGCGACAUUCCUGAUGUCAAGAAUGACUUUGCCUUUCUUCUGCACAUGGUCGACCAGUACGAUCAGCUUCAUUCCAAGCGUUUUGGUGUCUUUUUGUCAGAGGUCAGUGAAAACAAGCUGAGGGAGAUCAGCCUCAAUCACGAGUGGACCUUUGAGAAGCUGAGGCAGCUGGUCUUUCGUAAUGCACAAGACCAACAGGAGUUGCAUCUCUUCAUGCUCUCUGGUCUCCCAAAUGCAGUGUUUGACCUGACUGACCUGGAGGUGCUGAAGCUUGAGCUGAUUCCAGAGGUGAGGUUCUCACCAAAGGUCUCCCAGAUGACCACCCUGCGGGAGCUUCAUCUCUGCCACUGUCCGGCCAAGGUGGAUCAGACAGCUUUUGCUUUCCUUCGAGAUCAUCUGCGCUGCCUUCACGUUAAGUUUACCGACGUAGCCGAGAUCCCUCCAUGGGUGUAUCUGCUGAGGAGUCUGAGGGAGCUCAACUUAACUGGAAACUUGAACUCUGAGAACAACAAAAUGAUCGGACUAGAGUCCAUGCGAGAUUUGAGGCAUUUAAAGACAUUGUGCCUGAAGAGCAACCUUACAAAAAUGCCCACAAACAUCACAGAGCUUUCCCCGCACCUGAUCCGUUUAGCGGUUCACAAUGAUGGGACCAAGCUGCUGGUACUGAACAGUUUAAAGAAGAUGACCAGCUUGAUGGAGCUGGAGCUGUACAGCUGCGAGCUGGAGCGAAUCCCCCACGCCGUGUUCAGUUUAACCAAUCUGCAGGAGCUCGACCUGAAGUCCAACAACAUCAGAACCAUAGAGGAGAUCAUUAGUUUCCAGCACCUGAAGAGGCUGACGUGCCUGAAGCUUUGGCACAAUAAAAUCAUCAAUAUUCCAGCAUCCAUCGGCCAGAUCAAAUCCCUGGAGUCUCUGUACCUCUCUCACAACAAGCUGGAGGCCCUGCCCCCAGCCCUGUUCACCCUGCCCAAACUGCGACACUUGGAUGUAAGCCACAACUCCAUCACCAUCCUUCCUCCAGACGUGGGGCUGCUCCCCAACCUGCAGCACCUGGCCAUCAACUCCAACAAGCUGGAGCUGCUGCCCAAGCCUCUGUUCAGGUGCACCAAGCUGAAGGUGCUGUGUCUGGGGCACAACGGGCUGACCACCAUCCCUGAAGCGGUGGGCCAGCUGGUCCAGCUCACUCAGCUGGAGCUGCGGGGAAACUGUCUGGAGAGACUCCCGGCCCAGCUGGGAAGCUGCCGCCUGUUGCACAAAAACGGCCUUAUAGUGGAGGACCACCUGUUUGACACUCUGCCUGUGGAAGUGAAGGAGACCAUCAGCCGAGAGACUAACGUGUCCUUCACCAGCGGCUUAUAGCCCAGAAUGUAACAUGACGACAAACCAAACGAGAACUUUGUUUUUAACAAGCAAGAAAAAAAAACAUUUUGAUUAUUUUAAUGUGUUGUUAGCAGGAUUUCCUGAUUAUUAUAGCGGAAUAGAUUAUAGCGGAAUAGAUUUAGAUCGUUUUUUUUAAAUGCAUGUCGGCUUUUUGCUAGUGUACUGCUUCAUAAAGUCAAAUGGAGAGAAAAGCUAUUUCGCCGUUUUGUUCAGACCACUCGUUUGUGCCGCUGACGGUGUAUUAGACUUCUCAUCACCUUAGUGCUCAGGUAUAAAUGGAACUACAAAAAAUGUUUUGCCUUAACUGCUGCUACUGUUUUUAAAUGACUUUCACUACCAAAGCGCCAAAAAUGAAUGAGACAUUUUCCUGUGUGCUUUUUGUUUUCAUACAGUCCAUUGUAGAGACUGAUUCAAUGCAACCCUUUUUUUUGGUUAAAUGUUCAAAAGAAAACAGGAGAUGUUGUAAAUGAUUUAGAUGAAGAUCGAGAACCAGAAUUAUCAGCUGAAGAUGGCCUGUACCAUUUCACCCAAGUAAAAAUAUAAAGACAUAUUGAAUCUUCUUUUCUGAUCACCUAUGCAGUGAGCAGCCCGACUCCUAAAGGGAUCUCAGUAGGUGGGAUUUUGUGCUUUAAUACUUUGCAUAUGUCUGAAUCUGAUUGAAAGAGCACAGUAAAACCUGCCUUGGUUCUUUGAGUGUUCUUCAGAGUAUCUGUACCACCUCUGUGCUCAAGGUUCACAGAUUUAUGGGACAAUAAAAUACGAUUCCAGAC